Messenger RNA from Malaclemys terrapin pileata, 2615 nucleotides. Its product is annotated as chitinase-3-like protein 2. Gene Ontology annotation, biological process: chitin catabolic process; carbohydrate metabolic process. The transcript is spliced from 11 exons. The record is from RefSeq and is a predicted model, not a curated record. The coding region runs from base 883 to 1512 and encodes 209 amino acids. Gene Ontology annotation, cellular component: extracellular region. NCBI's taxonomy places the organism in Eukaryota, Metazoa, Chordata, Testudines, Emydidae. Gene Ontology annotation, molecular function: chitin binding; chitinase activity.
UGUAGCUGUGUCCAUUUACACCAGCAGAGGAAAUGAUCUGAACAAAAUCUAAUUUUGUUGUUUCAUUAUUCCAGGAGAACUGGAAUGAUUGCAGUGUUUUAACAUCUGCCAGAUGGCACUGUGACUUGAGAGGGCAGCAGCUCCUGAGUUCAGGAUUGUACCCUAAAAUCUCCGCAGUAAAGAUUCCCCUUGGUUUUCCCUAUGGGAGUGACUUCCCAAAAGGCACGUGGAGAAUGGAAACAAAACAGGAUGGCAACACCUCCGCCCAUCCUGAAAGGAGAUUGCGCAGUCAUUCCCAGAUCGGAAAAUCCCUUCAUGGCAAAGAGGAAGAACUUGUCUCUCCUAUUUUAUUUCAUGGCUGCUGAGUUCCUGUAAAUUGGGGUGGGUGUAACAGCCAGAUCCAUAAAAGGAACGUAGAAGAACCCAGAUCCAUUCUCUGGGCCACCACAAGCAGAACAAUUGCAACCAGCAUGGGUCACACCUUCGUUUGGACCGGUUUAGCUGCCUUCCUCUUUCUUCAGUGCGAUUCUGCCUAUAAGCUGGUUUGUUACUUCACAAACUGGGCCCAGGACAGGCCAGGCGAGGGGCACUUUGUCCCUGAUUACAUCGACCCACAUCUCUGCACCCACCUCAUUUAUGCCUUUGCCAACAUAAGCGAAAAUGAGAUCACUACCUCCAUGGAAUGACGCCACACACUAUGAAACUUUCAAUGGACUGAAAAGCAGGAAUCCUAGCCUCAAGACCCUCCUGUCCAUUGAUGGAGGAAAAACAGGUUCCAACAGAAAUAAUAUGCAUACAACUUGCCACACCAAAUGGAGUUUCCCAGACACUUCAAUCUAAACACACUGAAUUGGAUAGCUACCAAGAGACAGAUUUUAAGAGAUGGCAAAAGCAUUUCAGGAGAAAGCUCAAAAGACAGGGAAGCAGAAGCUUAUACUGAGUGCAACAGUGGGAGCUGUGAGGGAGCUAGUGGAUGCAAGCUAUGAAAUCGACAAAAUCUCAGAGGCUGUAGAUUUCCUUAACCUCUUGACCUUUGACCUCCAUCGUUCCUGGCAAAAAGUCACAGGACAUGUCAGCCCAUUUCUCCAGGGUAAAGAAGACUCCAAAUCCUCUUCUUAUUAUAAUGUUGACUAUGCUGUGAGAUACUGGAGGAGCAAGGGUGCCCCAGCUGAGAAGCUCAUCAUGGGAAUCCCCACCUAUGGACGGUCAUUCACCCUCUCCUCCUCCAGGACAGGCAUCGGUGUGCCCAUCUCUGGGCUUGGAUCACCCGGCCCAUUCACUCAAGAGGCAGGAUCAUUGGCCUAUUAUGAGAUCUGUACUUUUACACCAGGUGCCACCACCGAGCGGAUUGUGGAGCAAGAGGUCCCAUAUUCCUACAAAGGAAACCAGUGGGUAGGGUAUAACGAUGAGCAAAGCAUUACAACCAAACCAGAAGAAACCAUAUCCUCUAAUAGGAACUGUGAAAGCAAAGCUGAGCUCCGGCAAUUGAGCCGGCAGAGUAUGAAGCUAUGAAUGCACUACGAGGAAGACCGUCUCGCUUUCUUUCUUUGGAUGGGGAAAGAGUUUGAAGACAUGCUGGGGAAUGUUCAUGCAGCUCAAAAAUAACACUCGUGUGUGGCAUACCCGCUCUCUUUCACCAGGACAUCCACUGGUGGUUUCCUCUCCUCUCGUUUUGUAAUAAAGCCACAGACAACAGGGCCCCUUCCCCUCAGAAUUGCCCAAGGCAGAGAGCACCACAAACACCCUCCUCACUCUUUUUCACCUUACACUGUGUAUUGUGUCACCCAAGUGAACCAAAACAGUGGGAGUGAAAACUAUUUAAAUGAAGCAAUAGGAAAGGAGAUGGACUGCCCCCCUCCCCGCCUACCCCUCCUUCUUCCUCAGAAAUAAUGGUGGGUAAAAUAUCCACCUCAAGCCUCCAACACAGAAAAGCACAAGAAUCAAUUGUAAAUGGAGCAGGAACCUCCAGCUCUGUAAACACAAGCUCAUUAAGGGCUGAAGCAGUCUGAUUAUCACAUCCCAAGCCCCAUUAUUAUUCGCCCCCUCCCCCACAGAUAAGCUUUAUUGCCUCUCUGCAAUUUGGGGUUACUCCACAGCUGGCCCAUAACUAUAUCUUAUCAAGGUCUUCAGCAUAAUCUUAUCCUGGUCCAUUCAGUGAAGCUUGGGAAGAGAUUUCCAAAGGCAAAGGAAUGUUGGCAGUUCCCGUUCCCCAGUACAGAUUCCAUUGAAAGCAGUGGCUAAUAAGUCUCCUUCUAGAGCUCAGGAGGUAAGCAGCUAGCAGGCUACUGGUAAAACAGGGAUAUGGCUCUCUGUGUUCAGUAUAUCAAAGAUCUAUGGAGCAGUCACCCACUAGCAAACUAUAAUUCACCUGGGGGAAACCGUAUGUCAUAUUAACCUCUUCUAGUUGCCAGUGGAUCUGCUGAGUGGGAGGUUUGCCAUGUGUGCUCCUUAGACUUUCAAUGGGCAGACUCCAUCUACCCAACUAUACUCACUACUCCAGGCUUGGAGAAAAACAAUGUAUUGCAACAGAAAUUUAAAUGGAAAAUGCCACCACCCUAGUACUCUGCGUCAGUAAUUAUUGUCUGACCUGCCCAUGACUUCCCACAACUGUGAAA